UUGGCGACCAGUUUCCAUAAAAUCAACAAGUCAACAAGUGUCUGCAUCUAAAAUGUUGAAAAUUAUUACAGUCUACGUCUUAGUUCUGUUAUCGUGCUUUUUUCAUUUUAACUAUGCACAGACACCUGUUGUUAUAUGGCAUGGAAUGGGUGACAGUUGUUGUAAUCCUUUGAGCAUGGGAUACAUUAAAACGCUGAUUGAGCAGAAAGUUCCUGGAGUUUAUGUCCGGUCUCUGGAAAUUGGAAGCAACGUGGCAGAGGACACAGAGAAUGGAUUUUUCUUGAAUGUCAACAAACAGCUUGAUAUGGUUUGCAAAAAACUGAAGAAUGACGUAAAACUUCAGAAAGGAUAUAAUGCUGUUGGUUUUUCUCAAGGAGGCCAGUUUCUUCGAGCUAUUGCACAGAAGUGUCCUUUUCCACCAAUGAUGAACCUUAUAUCUGUGGGAGGCCAACAUCAAGGUGUUUAUGGAUUCCCACGCUGCCCUGCCUCGUCCACCAUUUGUAAUUUUAUCCGUGAAAUGCUCAAUGAAGGAGCAUAUGUUGGCUUUGUUCAGAACAACUUGGUGCAGGCGGAAUACUGGCACGAUCCAAUGAAUGAAGCAGAGUACAGAGCUAAGAGCAUCUUCCUUGCCGAUAUCAACCAGGAAAGACCUACAAAGAACGCCACAUACAAGACGAACCUGUUGAAGUUGAAGAACAUGGUGCUGGUGAAGUUUGCACAGGACACUAUGGUUGUUCCUAAAGAAAGUGAGUGGUUUGGAUUUUACAAACCUGGACAGAGCCAGAUUCUGUACAACAUGACACAAAGUGAACUUUAUAUCAAGAAUUACAUUGGACUUCAAGAACUUUAUACCAGUGGGCGCAUCAAGUUUCUAACCAGCAAUUCUGAUCACCUGCGUUUUACAGAAGAGUGGUUCAUAGAAAACAUCAUCAAGCCAUAUCUGGCUCCUGCCUAAUCUAUCUGUGAUAAUUAAAAAUUGAUCUGUGUUGUAUUCAGCUGUUAAUUCUGAUUCUUUUUAUUCCUGGAAACCGACAACCUAGCACUUAACACUGUUGAAUAAACAUUUACUUUCAAUAUGCUUAAUUCUAACCAUGUAACUUAUUUUUUUCCACACAUACUGUGCUAAGAAUAAGCAUAUUAUAUUUAUGAGAUUUAUUAUGCUUUGUUUUUGUUGUGAAAUAGUAAUCUUACAUGUAUAUACCCAUGACAGAUGCAAUAUGAAUUUUACUAUGCUAACAUGUUAUGUCUGGCUUGGUGAUUAUGUGUUGCAUUUAUCAUCUGUUAAUUAGGAUGGAAGAUAAAUCCUUUCAUUAAU
This is a messenger RNA of Gigantopelta aegis, 1315 nucleotides long. RefSeq names its product palmitoyl-protein thioesterase 1-like. Lineage: Eukaryota; Metazoa; Mollusca; Gastropoda; Neomphalida; Peltospiridae. The record is from RefSeq and is a predicted model, not a curated record. The transcript is spliced from 10 exons. Gene Ontology annotation, biological process: receptor-mediated endocytosis; protein depalmitoylation. Bases 53 to 955 code for a protein of 300 amino acids. Gene Ontology annotation, cellular component: lysosome. Gene Ontology annotation, molecular function: palmitoyl-(protein) hydrolase activity.